AUGGCUGUGUGGAGCGGGCCGGCGUGCGCGGGCUUCCUGGCGCUGGCCGUCGGCUGCGUGCUGCUGCUGCAGCCCGAGCUGCCCGGCUUGGCGCUGCGUGCGCUCUGGGGCCCCGUGCUCUGGGUGUCGUCGCCUGGGGGGACCUCCGCCGAGGGCCGGCUGGCGGCGGCCUGGGAGGCGCUCAUCGUGCGCCCCGCGCGGCCGUGGAGCCGCGUGGCCGUGGGAGUCAAUGCCUGUGUGGAUGUAGUCCUCUCAGGAGUGAAACUCUUACAAGCACUUGGCCUCAGUCCUGGCAAUGGGGAAGAUCAUAGUGUCUUACAUUCAAGGGAAGAUCUGAAAGAAGCCUUCAUUCAUUUCAUGGGCAAGGGAGCAGCUGCUGAGCGCUUCUUCAGUGAUGAGCAGGCUUUUCACAAUAUCUCCCAAGUCGCAUCCGCCCUCCCAGGAGCCCAGCAUUAUGUUGGAGGAAAUGCAGCUUUAAUUGGGCAGAAGCUCGCAGCAAAUUCAGAUUUGAAGGUUCUUCUUUGUGGUCCAGUUGGCCCCAAGCUGCAUCAUCUUCUUGAUGACAAUAUAGUUGUUCCCCCGGAAUCAAUGCAAGAAGUAGAUGAGUUCCACCUCAUUCUGGAGUAUCAAGCAGGGGAGCAGUGGGGACAUUUGACUGCGCCCAGUGCCAACCGAUUCAUCUUCUCACAUGAUCUAUCCAAUGGAGCCAUGAAUACGCUGGAAGUGUUUGUGUCCAGUCUGGAAGAGUUUCAGCCAGACCUUGUGGUCCUCUCUGGAUUGCAUAUGAUGGAAGGACAGAGCAAGGAGAUUCAGAAGAAGAGACUUCUAGAGGCUGUGAUUUCUAUCUCUGAUAUCCCCACUGACAUUCCAGUUCACCUAGAGUUGGCCAGUAUGACUGACCGGGAGCUUAUGAGCAGUAUUAUGCAUCAGCAGGUUUUCCCUCUGGUGAAUUCCCUUGGAUUGAAUGAGCAGGAGCUGCUCUUCCUCAGCCAGUCAGCUUCUGGUCCUCACUCCUCUCUCCCUGCAUGGAGUGGCAUCCCUGACGUGGGUGUCGUCAGUGACAUUCUCUUCUGGAUCCUGAAGGAGCAUGGCAGGAGUAAAGAGAGAGCGUCGAAUCUCACACGGAUCCAUUUCCAUACUCUAGCCUACCACAUUCUGGCAACUGUGGACGGACACUGGGGUAACCAGCUCGCUUCUGUGGCUGCGGGCGCCCGUGUGGCAGGGACACAGGCCUGUGCGUCAGAAACGAUCGAUACCAGCCGCGUGUCCCUCAAGGCUCCCCAAGAGUUUCUGACUUCACGUUCAGAGGCAGGCUCCAGGAUAUCUGUAAAUCCAAAUGAGCCAGUGGUUCAGUGGCACAGAGAGGGAAUCUCUUUUCAUUUCACCCCUGUCCUAGUUUGUAAGGAUCCCAUCCGAACUGUGGGCCUCGGGGAUGCCAUUUCAGCAGAAGGACUGUUCUAUUCAGAAGUAUACCCUCAUUGAUGUGAACAGGGCUAGGGUUGAUGCCUCUGAGGAAGUGUAGAUGGCUUGAGAAUUUCAGGAUAUCAAUAGAUGGUUUAAGAAAUAGAAUUUAGCGGGCCAGCUAGGUAGCAAAGUGGAUAGAGCUCUGGCCUUGGAGUCAGGAGGACCUGAGUUCAAAUCUGGCCUCAGACACUUCA
Messenger RNA from Vombatus ursinus (common wombat), 1658 nucleotides. It is a transcript of the gene ADPGK, whose product is annotated as ADP dependent glucokinase. The transcript is spliced from 7 exons. Gene Ontology annotation, cellular component: endoplasmic reticulum. Gene Ontology annotation, molecular function: ADP-specific glucokinase activity. Lineage: Eukaryota; Metazoa; Chordata; Mammalia; Diprotodontia; Vombatidae. Gene Ontology annotation, biological process: glucose metabolic process. Bases 1 to 1482 code for a protein of 493 amino acids. The record is from RefSeq and is a predicted model, not a curated record.